AUGCUCGGUCGCGCCGUCGCGUUCGGCGGGCGGCGCCUCGCGCGCCUCGCGCGCGUGCCGGCGGCGGCGGGCCGGCGCGCGUCGGGCCUCGGCCCCGGCCGGCGGCGCGCGUCGCUCGCGUCGGCCUACGCCGAGCCCGAGGUCGCCGCCGCCGCGGCGCCGCCGUCGGCGCCGGCGCCGACGACCGACGGCGGGGUGCGGCCGCCCAUCGCGCUCGACGAGGUCUACGUCUGCGACAGCGUCGGCGCCGCCGAGGCCGUGCUCGCGCGGCUCGAGGCCGCGGACCCGGCGAUCUACCACGCCGUCGACACGGAGGUCGACGACAUCGACCUGAGCCGCGAGGGCCCCGUGGGCAACGGCCGCGUGACGUGCUUCACGGUCUACAGCGGCCCCGACUUCUCCUACGACGGCGAGGCCGCGGGCAAGGCGCUCUUCGUCGACUGCGUCGACGCCGCGGUCCUCGACGUCUUCGCGCCCUGGUUCGCCGACGAGUCCCGGCGCAAGGUCUGGCACAACUACGGCUUCGACCGCCACGUCGUCGAGAACCACGGCCUCGCCUGCCGGGGCUUCGCGGGCGACACGAUGCACAUGGCGCGGCUCCACGACUCGUCGCGGCUCCGGACCCACGGCGGCGACGGCUACUCCCUCGAGGCGCUGAGCCGCGACCUGAUCUCCGCCGGCGAGGCCAAGGUGUCCAUGAAGGCGCUGUUCCCGGAGUUCUUCCGGAAGACGGCCUUCGCGGAUCGGGCCAACGGUUCGGCGUCGCGCGACGCGGCGCGGCGCGGCCUCGACAUCCUGCGCAUGCAGACCGACGACGCGACGCGCGACGCCUUCGUGUGCUACGCGGCCUACGACGCCAAGUCCACGUGGCAGGUCCACGACGCGCUCCGGCGGCGGCUCGAGCGCCAGGCGUGGGCGCCGAUGACCGACGACCCGCCGCGGUCGCCGGAGACGCCCAAGACCAUGUGGGACUUCUACGAGCGGUACUUCGUCCCCUUUGGGAAGGUCCUCACGGACAUGGAGGCCGCGGGCAUCUACGUCGACGCCGCGUCGCACCUGACGGACGUCGAAAAGGCGGCGACGGCGGACAAGGCCGCGGCGCUGAAGACGUUCCGCGACUGGGCCGUCGAGCGCAUGGGGCCCGACGGCGCGCUGCUCAACCCGGCGUCGUCGAAGCAGAUCCAGACCCUGCUCUUCGGGGGCGCGAUGAACCAGAAGACGGGCGAGUACCUCGAGACGGAGCGCGAGUUCGACGUCGACCUCCCGCCGGAGCUGCUGCCCGACGGCGACGACGGCGCGUCCGACCGCACGCGCAAGCUCCUCGUGCGCUCCGUCGGGCUGACGCCGACAAAGUACACGACGUCCGGCGCGCCGAGCUGCACCGCGGACGUGCUCCGGGAGCUCGCGGGGCGGCCGACGGACGAUCCCCCCGUCUACGGCGCGGCGCACGCGGGCUUCGGCGGCGGGCCCGCGGGCGAGGAGGCCUGCGUCGCCCUCGACGCGCUGUGCAACAUGGGCUCCAUCGACACGAUGCUCAACACGUUCAUCAACCCCCUGCGGCUCUUAGCCGACGACGAGUCGCGCGUGCACUGCUCGCUGAACCUCAACACGGAGACGGGCCGCCUUUCGUCGCGGCGGCCGAACCUGCAGAACCAGCCGGCGCUGGAGAAGGACCAGUACUUCAUCCGCAAGGCCUUCCGGGCCAAGGAGGGCUGCGCGCUCGUCGUCGCGGACUACGGGCAGCUCGAGCUCCGGCUCCUCGCGCACGUCGCCAGGUGCGAGUCGAUGCUCGUCGCGUUCCGCGAGGGCGGCUGCUUCCACAGCCGCACGGCCGUGGGCAUGUUCGACCACGUCCGCGAGGCCGUGGAGAGCGGCGCCGUGCUGUUGGAGAAGGGGUCGUCGCCCGAGGACUCCGACAAGCCGCUCGUCAAGGACGUCUACGCGUCGGAGCGGCGCCGCGCGAAGACGCUCAACUUCUCCAUCGCCUACGGCAAGACGGCCCACGGUUUAGCGAAAGACUGGGGCGUCAAGCAGGAGGAGGCCCAGGACAUGCUCCGCGCCUGGUACGACGACCGGCCCGAGGUCGAGGCGUGGCAGAAGCGGACGAUCGCCGACGCGAAGCGCACCGGCUACACGACGACGCUCAUGGGCCGGCGGCGCAACCUGCCCGACAUCCUCGAGAAGAACCGGGCCCUCCAGGGCCGGGGCGCGCGCGCGGCCAUCAACACGCCCAUCCAGGGCUCCGCGGCGGACGUCGUCAUGAUGGCCAUGCUCAAGAUCGCCGAGUCCAAAACGCUCAAGGACCUGGGCUACACGCUCCUCCUCCAGAUCCACGACGAGGUCAUCCUCGAGGGGCCCGAACAGCACAAGGAGGCGGCCCUCGCGGAGGUCACGAAGCUCAUGGAGGCGCCCUUCGACGGCAUCGGCCUCGACCCGCUCCACGUCGACCUCACCGUCGACGCGAAGACGGCCGCGACCUGGUACGAGGCGAAGUAA
This is a messenger RNA of Aureococcus anophagefferens, 2496 nucleotides long. RefSeq lists its product as hypothetical. The coding region runs from base 1 to 2496 and encodes 831 amino acids. Gene Ontology annotation, molecular function: DNA binding; DNA-directed DNA polymerase activity; 3'-5' exonuclease activity. The record is from RefSeq and is a predicted model, not a curated record. Lineage: Eukaryota; Pelagophyceae; Pelagomonadales; Pelagomonadaceae. The transcript has 2 exons. Gene Ontology annotation, biological process: DNA-templated DNA replication; double-strand break repair.